GUUUUUGAAAUGAAAAUCGAUGAAGGGAACUGUUACAAGUUAUUAGAAGGAGGUUAGUUGCGGUUACGUAUGAGCAGGAUGUAUGCGAGCAUUGAUACUGAGCAAAUAUUCAAUAAUUAUAUUGCAUUAUUAUAUCGUUAAUGCGUCUGUUUAUAUGUGAUUCUCAUCUGGCAUUCCAUAUGAAAAUAUUUCAUAGUGAGAAACCUUUGAUUGCGAUGUAGAAGGUUAAUCAUCGAUGCGACAAAACAGUAAAUACACGUUGGAAAAUACGAUAAUUAAAUCUAAGAUAGAUUUAAUUAACUUAGAAAAUUAGUGAAAUUUUAUGAUGAGUAACAGAGAGAAAAGUGAUUCACGAUCAGAGCAAUGCUCUAAAGAGAGAGAGGAAAGAGAAAGAAAGCAGUCGGUCUCUUCGCAAAGCGAUGAUUCCAAUGGCAAGAAAAAGAGGCGUAACACGUGCAGUAAGGAUAAAAGAAAGAAAUCAAGGCAUAGAAGUAGCUCUAGUGGCUCAAGCUCGUCUAGUGCCUCUAGUCGAGAGGCUAAACAUCAAAAUGAUAGAGACAGGAGAACUGACAAAUGGGAUAAAAAGUAUGAGAAUGGAGUUAGACCAUACCAAAUGAAUACAAGGGAAAGUAGAGGAUACUAUAAAGGACGCAGUGGAUUCUUUGAUAAUCGAAAGCGUAACUUUGGCUAUCGACCUUAUAAGCAUGGAUUUUACGAUAGGAAUAGAAUACAUAAUAAUAUGCAAUAUAAUAGAUAUAAUAACGAAAGAAGAGGCAAUAGAUUCUUUAAUCAUAAUAAUAGGAGACCACCUUAUGAUAGAUCCAGAAGUAGAAGCAUUCAGGAUCAUGAUCAUCAAAGAAGCUUAAAAGAAUCCAGUGAGCAUUCAAGAGAAAGUAAUUCAAAAGAAAGACACGUGAAACAUUCGAACACUGAUAAAAUAGAAACUAAAAAAAGAGACGUAGAUGACACUCCUGUGAAAGGAAAAGAAAGAAAGAAAGAUGAAGACACGCAAGAAAAGACUGAUCAUCUUGUUCACAAAAAGUCGAAGAGGAAAAGGUCUUUAUCCUCUUCAAGUUCCUCAAGUGUAAGCAGUACUAGCAGUGACAGUAGUAGCAGUAGUUCUAGUAGUAGUAGCACUAGCAGUAGUUGUAGCAGUAGCAGUACAGAUACAUCAGAGGAUGAAAGAAAACGCAAGAAAGCAAGGAGAAAAGCAAAAAAAUUAAAGAAAGCUAUGAAAAAACGUAGAAAGAAGAAGAGAAUGAAGAAAAAGUUGAAGAAGAAAUUAAAAAAGUCUAAAAAGAAGUCACGUAAUGUUGAUAAGUCCAAAGAAAGUAUUUCUAAAGAUACUACACAAGAGAUAUCAGAAAAGUCUAAGGCAAUGGCACCAAUGACAAAAGAGGAAUGGGAAAAGAAACAAAAUGUAGUACGUAGAAUUUAUGAUGAGGAAACUGGAAGAUACAGAUUAAUUAAAGGUGAUGGAGAAGUGUUAGAAGAAAUAGUGAGCAAAGACCGUCAUAAAGAAAUAAACAGGCAAGCAACUAAAGGAGAUGGAGAGUACUUCCAGGCACGCCUGAAAGCCAAUGUUUUAUGAACUAUUUUUCUAUGUAUGCUAAAAAAAAAAAA
Molecule: messenger RNA, 1623 nt
Organism: Osmia lignaria (orchard mason bee)
Lineage: Eukaryota; Metazoa; Arthropoda; Insecta; Hymenoptera; Megachilidae
Source: RefSeq, a predicted model, not a curated record